Molecule: messenger RNA, 1178 nt
Organism: Tuber melanosporum (Perigord truffle)
Lineage: Eukaryota; Fungi; Ascomycota; Pezizomycetes; Pezizales; Tuberaceae
Exons: 2
Coding region: 606-1178 (190 amino acids)
Source: RefSeq, a predicted model, not a curated record
CUAGCUCUCACCCAUAUUGUACUAUUUCCCACUUUGAAAAUGGUAGGUGCUAUUCUCAGAAGAUGUAGCUUGCCUGAAGGGGGCCCCGAGGGAGAAGGAGACGUAAAGACCGGGGACGAGCAAUAAUAAUAAUAAUAUUGGGCGAGUCUGACAUAUCUUCCGUACCAUUAUCUACUUAGCUCUAUUUUUUGUUCUGGCGUUAUAAUCCCCCAAAUCAUUGAUAUAUAACUAACAUUAAAUUUUAUUGCUCCGACGCACUGGUAUAUAGUAGACGACCUCAACUCUACGCAACGCUUGUGAUGCUAGUUCAGAAAAAAUUGCUAAGUUUCCUCCCACACAGACGUCUAACUUGGAUGCCCGUGAAAACCUAGGCACAGAGCUCAGCGUUAUAAACCAUCAAGCUCAUUUUUAGCAAGGUAACACUUGUUCCAUCCUCUCGCGCACGGCUGGCCCCGAAAAAGAUCACCACGGUAGCUCCCAGUGAAUCCCUUGAUGAUAUCCCUGGGGAAUUUGCUUAGGCGCUAGAACUGCCGUCACCCACUACCCGUCGUCUCCUAGAUCCAAGCUCCCCACAUCCCAAUCGCUCUCUUCAUCAACUCUCCGACAUGAGCAAACUUUUACCAGAGAUGAAGGGGUUCGGGGUCACCCAAAUUUCUAACAUUCUUACGCCACCUACUUCGAUGCAACAAGAUACAAUGACUGGGAAGACAGGUGGCUUGUGGAGAAAGAUUCAAACAAUGGCAGAAGGAAACCGGUGGCAUUUUUCUCGUAGCGCCUUGAAAGCAGUUAAGAAGAGUGAGCCAGAUGCCCGCAUCGGUUUGGUGCUCCCAGGGCUCGUUAUUUGCAAUUCACUCCUUGGACCUCGCAGGCCGGAGGACUGGGAGCAAAGUGAUACGGUCAGCGCUAUGAGCGAGGCCUUUGGGAAUUUGCUCCGGCAACCUAGCUCUGUCAACGCAUCUAGCCACAGCCAAGCCAUUCAGCUUGAGGGGCAAGCCUUUAGUUUUGGUAAGACUGAUUCCCUCGAGAUAACUCAACAUUCCCCGAAAGAUGAGACGGAUGGGGGGGAAGGUAUUAGUGCCCAAGCCCGGCCCAUCCAACCUUGGGGUGUGCCAGAACCGGUGAGUCGUUGGUCCUCAUCUAGUGAUGAUGGGGGCCAGGCAGAUCUCCAGAAAAUGUAA